AUGGACACAUCUGUGGUGUUGCUCUCCAUUAAUUUUGCUUGGGACCCACUGACAUUAAUCAGUGUCAUCUGUGAGACGGUGGACUUGGACCUAUGUGUUGGAGCCGGCUGGACUCAGCAGAGGACUGCAGCUAAAGGCAAUGAUUCUUCUGCUACAAUCCAUCCAAAAACAUUUGAGAAGUCAAGGGGCUCAGUCAUCACCCAGACCUGCUCACCUGUGCAGCAGAACAGAGGGCCCUGGAAGACGGAGAGAGAGGAGACAGAAGCUAAGGAUGCAGGAACACACUCUGCCUGGGAUCACGUGGUCAAGCUGUACUUUUUGUUGCAGGGUCUGCUGACAUUCAGGGACGUAGCAGUGGACUUCUCCCGGGAGGAGUGGGAAUGCCUGGACUGUACUCAGAGGGCUUUGUACAUUGAUGUAAUGUUGGAGAAUUACAGCAACCUGCUGUCUGUGGAGAACUGCUGCAUAUGUAAUCCUGUCCAUCACCAUGUGAAGACUGAAAAGGAAUCUUGUCAGUGUAAUGAGCUUGGCAGAGUCCUUCAUGACCCCUCCACAUGUGCACUUUAUAGAACAAGUGAAACUACAGAAAACGCCAAUAACUACACAUGCAGUAAUCCCAGGGAUGCCUCUCUUGACUCAGCAAACCCAGACAGACAUGAAAGCAGGCACACUGGAGAAGAAGCUUGCCGAUCUAAAGACUGUGAGAAAUCAGUAAAUUUGUGUUCCAACAUUAAUCAAGAUCAGAGAGUCUACGCUGCACAGAAAGAACACAGGCAGGGAGAAUAUGAUGACUGCUUUGACUCUACAUACAGUCAUUUGCAGGAAAAAUUCUCCAUCGGAGAGAAACCACACCAGUGUGGGAAAUGUGGGAAAUACUUCAGUGCUGCCUCAAGCCUGACUGUACAUCGGAGAAUCCAUACUGGAGAGAAACCUUACAAAUGUGGAGAAUGUGACAGAUCCUUUAACCAUCGUUCGAACCUUAGAACACACCAGAGAGUCCACACUGGAGAAAGACCUUACAGUUGUAAGGAAUGUGACAAAUCUUUCACUAUGUACUCAUACCUUGCAGCACAUCAGAUAAUCCAUACUGGAGAGAAACCCUACAAAUGCAAAGACUGUGACAAAUCCUUUAUCCAGCGUUCAAAACUUAGACUGCAUGAGAGAGUCCACACUGGAGAGAAACCUUACAGGUGUAAGGAAUGCGACAAAUCUUUUACUAAGUACUCAUACCUUACAGCACAUCAGAUAAUCCAUACUGGAGAGAAACCCUACAAAUGCAAAGACUGUGACAUGUCCUUUCUCUGGAUUUCUACUCUUAGAAUACACCAGAAAAUUCACACUGGAGAGAAACCUUACAAAUGCAAAGACUGCGACAUGUCCUUUAAUCGGUUUUCAAAUCUUCGAAGACAUCAGAAACUUCACACUGGAGAGAAACCUUACAAAUGUGGAGAAUGUGACAAGUUCUUUACCCACUUGUCAAAUCUCAGAACACACCAGAGAGUUCACACCGGAGAGAGACCUUACAGUUGUAAGGACUGUGACAAAUCCUUUACUCGGUGGUCUAACCUUAGAGCACAUGAGAAAAUCCACACUGGAGAGAAACCCUACAAAUGCAAAGACUGUGACAUGUCUUAUGUCCACCUUUCCAGUCUUAGAAGACAUCAGAGAGUUCACACCGGAGAGAAAAAUACCACUCUCCUAAUGUGA
Molecule: messenger RNA, 1707 nt
Organism: Cricetulus griseus (Chinese hamster)
Lineage: Eukaryota; Metazoa; Chordata; Mammalia; Rodentia; Cricetidae
Source: RefSeq, a predicted model, not a curated record